CGAUCUCAUCCGACUAAUCCCCACUCCUUACCUAAAACCCUAUACUAGAGAGAGAUAGAGAGAGGGGGCCCGAAGGUUUUGUACGUCCUCGAAUCCUCGCGGUUGAUCUCUCUCCAUCUUUCAUUCCGUCGGGACUGCGCCCGCUCUCCUGGUGGAGGAUAUAACGAUGGCUGCUAAAAAUGGCUCAACGACUAUUGAGAAAGAGCAGAUAUUUGGAAUGGCAGAGCAAGAGAUGGAGUACAGGGUAGAUCUUUUUAACAGGCUUACCAAGAUAUGUUUUGACAAAUGUAUCGAUAAAAGGUAUAAGGAAUCUGAGCUCAAUAUGGGUGAGAAUAGUUGCAUUGACCGUUGUGUUUCAAAAUAUUGGCAAGUGACAAAUUUAAUAGGGCAGUUGCUUGGUUCCAAUCGACCACCAAUGUGAAGUAAUUGCUGCCUGUUGCAGUUGUUAGUGCAUAUUUAUUACUGCUGGUUUAAGGCAUGUGGUGCAAACAAAAUAUCCUAUUGCCAGGAUUAAAGGGGAAAAUUUACCCGGAACAUUACUGGCUGAGAAAUAAUCCCUGAUGCUUGUUUGCCCUGCAAGGAGCCUCUCGUAAUGGAAUGGCAUUUGAGAAAACAACCAUCAGAAUUCUGCUUGUCUUUCACUUUAUAUUGUCGGUACAUGCAUGCGGACGUUUAUAACCAGAUAGCGAGAAGCUGAUGAAUUGAGAAUUCAGACAUGUUUAAAUGGGUGCAGGAGAUGGUGUCAAGACCAUGCUAUCGUUAUUUAUUUAUUUAUUGAUGUUCAUGCCAAUGGGUUA
This is a messenger RNA of Phoenix dactylifera (date palm), 797 nucleotides long. RefSeq names its product mitochondrial import inner membrane translocase subunit TIM10-like. The record is from RefSeq and is a predicted model, not a curated record. Gene Ontology annotation, cellular component: mitochondrial inner membrane. Gene Ontology annotation, biological process: protein insertion into mitochondrial inner membrane. Lineage: Eukaryota; Viridiplantae; Streptophyta; Magnoliopsida; Arecales; Arecaceae.